AUGAGUCGCCGUAGUAAGAUAAUUGCGUUAGCUUUAGCUAAAAGUGAAAUUACGGACAGUAACGCAGAAGACGAACAUGUGAACAAUCGAAAUAAUGACGUUGAGAAUAAUGUACCACUGGAAAGGAGGAUGUCACCAAAUUUUAUCGAGACAGGAAAUGAUUUACUAAGUUUUAAAUAUAACCUGAGACAACGCACUCCGGUAAAAAUACAGAAUGAUCAAACAGUCUCCAAUGAAUCCGAAGAGAUUUACUCACCAGUAGUUUCAGAAUAUUUACCACCUCAAGAAAACACUCCAUCUGUUUUAACACCUGAUGCCGAUACAGAAUCAAUAAAUGAUGAAUUCAUAGAAAAUUACAAUAAUGAACAAAUAGAGGAUAUUUUACGUGAAAUUGGUACUAUAAUAAACGAUAAAAGAGGUAGACACGGCACGCGCAAAAAUGCUGUUCCAGAUCAAGUCAAACAAUCUGUUAGAGACCAUAUUUCACAAAUGCCAUUAGUAGACUCACACUAUGUGAGAAACAGGACAUGUAAACAGUAUCUGGAUGAACAACUAAACUUUCCAAUACUCUACAAACUUUAUUUGGAAUGGAUGAAUGAAAAACAUUCCGAUCAGGUCGUUGCGACUUCAAGACAGUAUAGGGAGAUAUUUAAGACAGAUUUUAAUAUUGACUUUAACAAACCGAAAAAAGACCAAUGUCCAAGGUGUGAUUUAUUUAAAAAUUCAACUGAGACUGACAAAACUAAGCUAGAGUAUGAGUACGCUUUACAUAUUGCAAACAAAAAUGUGGUCAGGUCUUUAAAAGAUACUGACAAACACCGAGCUAAACACUCUGAUUCUGUCGUAACAGCUUGUUAUGAUUUACAAAAAAUUUUGAAUACUCCUCAUUCAGAAGUGUCCGUAUUUUACUACAAAAGAAAACUUGCUACAUAUAACUUCACGAUCUAUGAUAUGGGUAAACAUAAAGGGUAUUGCUACUUGUGGGACGAGACGAUCGGACGCAAAGGAUCUAACGAAAUAAGUAGUUUUGUAUUCGACUUCAUAAAAACUAGGGUUCUGGAAGGAUACAAGGAGUUUAAUUUUUAUUCUGAUAGCUGUGGCGGUCAGAAUAAAAACAGGACAGUAUUCGCAAUGUAUGCAUAUGCUAGCAGAAUAUUUAAUAUACAUAUAAAUCAUCACUUCUUUGAAGUUGCACAUUCGCAAUCAGAGGGUGAUGCGAUGCAUGCACUUAUUGAGCGAAGGAAAAAACAUAAAAUUAUCUACGUACCUCAGCAAUGGGUGACUUUGAUAAGAUGCGCUAAAUCUAGUGGUGAGCCGUAUGAAGUCAAGGAAGUAAACCAAGACAAUAUAUUGGAUUUUAAACAACUUUUGCCAUGUUACAAAAAUUGGGAACACGACGUCAACCAUGUGAAAGUCUCCUGGAGUAAAAUUAUGCAUAUUCAUUUUAUCAGUAGCUUACCUAAUAUAAUUAAAUUUCAAUAUGAUUAUCUGAGCGACAAUGAAAUGGCUAUAAAUCUAGCUCAGGAUAUUAAGACAGUUUCUCUUCGGGCAGUUACUCGUCGCGCUACCAAGGAACCUCAAAACAGUGAACAAGAGCUACCGAUUUCUAAGGCUUAUAAUGCACCUUUGCCUUUAUCUACAGCAAAGUACAAAGAUUUAAUAAGCUUAUGUAAUAGCAAUGCCAUUCCAACAAUAUAUCAUGAUUAUUUUAUAAAUUUACCUCAUGUGAAAACGAUUCUACCAAAUAAUAUGACUGAUUCUGAUUAA
Molecule: messenger RNA, 1767 nt
Organism: Parnassius apollo (apollo)
Lineage: Eukaryota; Metazoa; Arthropoda; Insecta; Lepidoptera; Papilionidae
Source: the annotation of a GenBank genome assembly